This is a messenger RNA of Oncorhynchus masou masou (cherry salmon), 1167 nucleotides long. Its product is annotated as vimentin-like. The record is from RefSeq and is a predicted model, not a curated record. NCBI's taxonomy places the organism in Eukaryota, Metazoa, Chordata, Actinopteri, Salmoniformes, Salmonidae. Bases 1 to 1167 code for a protein of 388 amino acids. Gene Ontology annotation, biological process: intermediate filament organization. The transcript is spliced from 2 exons. Gene Ontology annotation, cellular component: cytoplasm; intermediate filament. Gene Ontology annotation, molecular function: structural constituent of cytoskeleton.
AUGAGAGGAUCUUCCUAUUCCCAGAAAUCCCAGUCCCUGCAGGUGAGUGGGGCACGCAGCAGUGUGCGAGUUCAGAGCCCCUCUCCCUCCCGGUGCCGUGGAUCCUCGUACAACAACCGUGGACGCUCCGGAUACCAGGGCGGCCACGUGUCCUCGGCCGUGGAGUUGGGCACAGAGAUACACCAGGUCCAUGCCAACGAGAAGGAGGAGAUGCAGGAGCUAAACGUGAGGUUUGCAGGCUACAUCGAGAAAGUCCAGGCCCUUGAACAGAGGAACGCCCUGCUGAUGGCCGAGCUGGCUGCGCUACAGGGCCGCUUUAAGGGAGGCCCCACCGGCAUCGGAGAAGAGUACAACCUCAAGUUCAAGGAGAUGAGGGAGCUGAUCGAAGCCUUGACCAAUGAGAAGGGAGCUGCUGAUAUCGAGAGGGGAUACAUUGAGGAGGAGGUGGAGGUGUGGAGAAUGAAACUGGAAGAGGAGCUGGCACUGAAAGAGGAGGCAGAGAUGAUCCUGAGGGAAUUCCGUCAAGACGUUGACAAUGCCACUCUGCAGAAGGCUGAGCUCGAGAAGAGUGUCGAACAGCUGGUGGCCGAGAUUGAGUUCCUCAAGAAGUUGCAUGACGAGGAAGUUGCCGACCUCAUGAAGCAGAUUGAGGACUCCAAGGUGACCACGGAACUCGACGGUGACCGCCCCGACCUCGCCGCCUACCUCCGCAACAUGCGCGCCGAGAUUGAGACUGUGGCGGCCAAGAACGUCCAGGAAGCCGAGAAGUGGUACAAGGGCAAGUUUGAAACCCUCAAAGAAGUCGCCGGCAAGAAAGAAGAGCAGAUGAAGUCCAUGAAAGAAGAGAUCACCACCUUCCACAACCAGGUGACAGACCUCCAGAACCAGAUCGACGGGCUGAGGGCGAGAAACGCGGCCCUGGAGCAGCAGCUGGAGGACAUGGAGAUGGCCCACAUGGAUAAGGUUGGAGGCCUGGAGGGCAUCAUUGCUCAGCUGGAGCACCAGCUCUGCGAGACCAAGAUGGAGAUGGGCAAGUACCUGGCCGACUACCAAGAGCUGCUGCACAUCAAGCUGAAGCUGGACGCUGAAAUCGCCGUCUACAGGAAGCUGCUGGAGGGAGAGGAGAGCAGGCUGGGGAUCUCUGCAGGGAAACAACCAGAAGCUUAA